AUUACAACCGGUUGUCAAUUAAAAAAAAGACAAUGAUAAUAGUAGAACAAGCAAGAACAUGACUAAGGUCGAUAGCUCCUCGGCAUUAUUUCUGUGUGUCGCGGUAUGAUCACUCUAAGAAGAUCCGAUUAAAACCAAACGGAAGAUCCCACAUCUCCAGCAUACCUUUCUGACUUUCUCUUAUUUUGGAAACGAAAAUGAUGGGGGAUGAAGGCUUGUGCUACACGGUCGACGAUGCUCUCUUGGCUUUGGGUUUUGGGAAUUUCCAAAUUCUUGUGCUUGCUUAUGCUGGUAUUGGCUGGGUUUCAGAAGCAAUGGAAAUGAUGCUACUCUCUUUUGUAGGACCAGCAGUACAAUCUGCAUGGAAUCUUUCCCCUCACCAAGAGAGUUUCAUAACCAGUGCUGUUUUUGCUGGCAUGCUAAUAGGGGCAUACUCAUGGGGCAUUGUUUCAGAUAAACAUGGAAGGAGGAAAGGAUUCCUUAUUACUGCAACAGUUACUGCAGCUGCUGGUUUUUUGAGUGCAUUUGCUCCUAACUACCUAUUGUUGAUUUCCCUUCGUUGUCUAGUGGGUAUUGGCUUGGGAGGGGGCCCUGUAUUAUCAUCAUGGUUUCUAGAGUUUGUUCCAGCCCCCAAUAGAGGUACCUGGAUGGUUGUCUUUUCGGCAUUUUGGACUCUUGGUACAAUUUUUGAGGCUUCACUUGCCUGGAUUGUGAUGCCGAAACUGGGUUGGAGAUGGCUACUUGCACUAUCUUCCCUACCCUCAUCAUUCCUUCUUUUGUUCUACAAGGUGACACCGGAGUCACCUAGAUACCUAUGCUUGAAAGGUAGAACAACUGAUGCAGUUAAUGUUUUGGAGAAAAUAGCAAGAUUAAAUGGUAGGGAACUGCCUUCUGGGAUCCUUGUUUCUGACAAUCAAAUUGAGCUGUAUGACACUGGUAACCCUUCAGAAGAAGGAGUGGUUUCCAAUUUAGGUGGCGUCUCAUCAGUCCUAAUGCUUAUGUCAGCAAAAUUGGCAAGUGGGCACAGUAAAUGUGUGCCGCAUAAUUUGGACAGAGGGAAGUCUCCGGAUGUUAGCUACAAAGACGUUUUUAUUGCCAGUUUUGCAGAGCUACCUGGGCUCCUGUUGUCAGCUGCUGCAGUAGAUAAACUUGGUCGGAAGCUCUCAAUGUCAACUAUGUUCUUCCUGUGUUGCAUUUUCCUUCUCCCAUUAAUGUUCCAUCAGCCUGAAGGCCUAACAACAAGCCUUUUAUUUGGUGCUCGCAUAUGCAUCACAGUGACAUUCACCGUUGUGUAUAUAUAUGCACCAGAGAUAUACCCAACUUCCGUUAGAACAACAGGAGUUGGAAUGGCAAGCUCAGUGGGCAGAAUUGGUGGAAUGAUAUGCCCUUUGGUGGCAGUGGGUUUAGUGCAUGGUUGUCAUCAAGUUCUUGCUGUCCUCCUGUUUGAGAUUGUAGCUCUUCUUUCUGGAGUUUGUGUUAUGUUCUUUCCUGUUGAGACUAUGGGCCAAGAUCUGCGUGACAGUUUGUCAAGUCUAAAUAAUAUCAACAGCACAUAACAGUAAAACAUGAAAAUAUAUAGCUAAAUUUGUUCCCUGCCCUAAUAUUCAAAUUACUAGAGGGAGGGAGGUGAUGAAUAUGCCAAGAGUUAUCGAUCUAAACAAGGGUGUAUUUUGUGAAACAAGGGUCAAUUGCUGUUCUGCUAAUAGUCCACAUGAGUAAUUUGUAUUAGUACCCUACAUCGUUCAAUGUAAAUGGAUUGUUAUCAAGUCACCAUUUAUCAUGAGAAAAAAAAUUUCAUAUUUAUUUUUAAAA
Messenger RNA from Arachis ipaensis, 1812 nucleotides. The record is from RefSeq and is a predicted model, not a curated record. NCBI's taxonomy places the organism in Eukaryota, Viridiplantae, Streptophyta, Magnoliopsida, Fabales, Fabaceae.